This is a messenger RNA of Bemisia tabaci, 2010 nucleotides long. RefSeq names its product venom carboxylesterase-6. NCBI's taxonomy places the organism in Eukaryota, Metazoa, Arthropoda, Insecta, Hemiptera, Aleyrodidae. The record is from RefSeq and is a predicted model, not a curated record.
CUAAAUUUUUAUUUUUAUUUUUUUCAAAGUCACUGAGGAUGACUGGUGGCGAAGUCAGAUUAAACUUAUACACGUUGUAAAUAUUUCUGUAAAUGUCUGUGAAAAAUCAAUAGUAAUCAAACCAUAGUAAUGGUAUUAGCCUAAAUUGUUUUGUUAAAAUCCUUACUUGAAGGUACACACAUUCGCACGCAGAAGACAAUUACUGCGCAUUCAAUACAGGAAAUAACGAAAGCAGCAAUAUGAAACAAUAUCUUCUGCUCAGUGGUAUCGCAUUGUUCUUCAACAUUUUGGUCGUUGGGGCUGUUCUUUCACCGACUGUUCACAUCGAUCAAGGCACAUUGACGGGAACAGUUGAAAAGACUGCAAACGGAAGGAACAUCAAUGCGUUUUUAGGGAUUCCAUAUGCACGGCCCCCUGUGGGAAAGUAUAGGUUUGCGCCACCACAGCCGCCUAAACCAUGGCGUGGAAAAUGGAACGCAUCUACUUUGCCUCCGAUGUGCUUGCAAUACGAUCACAUGAACUAUUUGAACGACAAACGAUUUGCCGGGGAUGAAGAUUGCCUUUACGUUAAUGUCUACACACCGCUCCUUCCAAGUGGGAAUAGCCCCCUUCUUGACGUUUUUGUUUACAUUCAUGGCGGCGCCUUUCAGUCCGGAGCUGGGUUUUUGUACACGCCACGAUACCUCCUCGAUCAAGAUGUCGUCUUUGUCACGCUGAACUAUCGACUGGGACCACUUGGGUUCUUGACAACGGAGGAUGAGGUCGUUCCUGGAAAUAAUGGACUUAAAGAUCAGGUGAUGGCUUUAAAAUGGAUCCAGCAAAAUAUCGCAGCUUUCAAUGGGAAUCCAGCCAGCGUCACGAUUUCUGGGAUGUCUGCCGGAGGUGCCAGCGUGCAGUAUCAUUAUCUGUCACCCAUGUCUCAAGGUUUGUUCCAUCGAGGGAUCUCAAUGAGCGGAUCAUCUUUGACACCGUUCGCCCUGGUGGAAAAUGGUCGCGAGAAAGCGGACCGACUUGCCGCAACCCUCGGGUGCCCUACAUUCUCGUCUAGAGAUUUGGUCGACUGCUUGCGAUACCGCCCUGCUCUCCAAAUAGUUAAACUUCUCGCAACGCCCUUGUUCAUGCCGUAUCACUAUAACCCAUAUUCUCCCUUCGGCCCAACUGUAGAGAUGGCAGGAACCGAACCAUUCCUUUCGCAAAGUCCUUUCGAGCUCCUGAAAUCAGGUCAAGUGAAGGACAUUCCAUGGUUAGCCAGUGUUACGUCAGAGGAAGGGUUGUAUCCUACAUCAAAUUUCGUGGCAAAUGCUACGAUAUUGUCUGAGAUCGAAGAGAGAUGGGAUGAGUUGGCUCCACAUUUACUAGAUUACAAUUAUACCAUCCCGCAGGAGAAAAAGAUAGAAAUUGGAAGAGCAAUCAAGGACUUUUACCUCCAAGGAAAACCCGUCUCUCCUGACACGACCAGUGAGCUAACCCAGAUGUUCGGAGAUAGACUAUACGUGGUACACGUUGAGCGCGCAGCUCGACUACAAGCGAAAUCUAAUACAGCUCCUGUGUAUUUUUACCGUUUUACAUACCGUGGAAAGCACAGUUACUCAGAGAUGAUGAGCUGGGGCUCCACAGAGAAUUUCGGAGUGAGCCAUGGGGAUGAUACCGCCUACGUGUUAGGGACAUUCUACGGCAAUCCCGAGGAAACACCACAGGAUAAGGCCAUGACUCGCUUGAUGUUGAACAUGUGGCUGACUUUUGCUAAAACGGGCAAACCUGUGGUGAGCCAUAAUGUGCAGUGGGCACCAGUCAAACCCGAGGGUGACUUGGAUUACUUGGAAAUCAAUUCUAGCGAGGAUUUGGUGCCGAAAACAAGCUCUGAUUUGGGCUAUCGGCGGUUUUGGGAUAGAUUGCCCUUCAACGAGCCAGUUGAACCAGUUCCUAUGAAAGAUGAGCUCUAAAGAUGUCCUCGGGGCUAAUGUUGAAGAUACCAGUGAUUUUUUAAAAAUAAAAAUUCUUUAGAUUUGA